Messenger RNA from Penicillium daleae, 810 nucleotides. Its product is annotated as MFS general substrate transporter. Lineage: Eukaryota; Fungi; Ascomycota; Eurotiomycetes; Eurotiales; Aspergillaceae. The record is from RefSeq and is a predicted model, not a curated record. The coding region runs from base 1 to 810 and encodes 269 amino acids. The transcript is spliced from 2 exons. Gene Ontology annotation, cellular component: membrane.
AUGCUGAUUGUUGGACUUGCUCUACUUGUGGUCUUUGCAUUUAUCGAAAAGUCCGCAUCAUAUCCCCUGCUUCUCCGUUCGGCUUUGAAAGGAGGUCUAGCCUGGGUGCUUGGCUGUAUUGCCGCUGGUUGGUCCAGCUUCGGAGUUAUGAUUUAUUCUUUUUUUCUCCAGUUCGACAUGGCGGUCAAGGGAGACACCGGUCUGUUAGCUAGCAAAACUUUCUGGGGCCUCUAUCUCAGGUGCUACUGCCUCUGUUGUGUCAGGAUUUCUCCUUGGUCGGUGCACACCCAGCUUCAUUAUGUUCUGUGCCAUGGCAGCCUUCACUACUGGGCUUGCCUUGCUAGCAAAAACUCCAGUGAGUCAGACAUAUUGGGCUCAGAUGUUUCUCACGAGCGUCAUUACUCCAUUGGGCAUGUAGGAACCAUUCUACUCAGCAACUCGAUGCCCAGAGAGCACCAGGGACUUGCCGCUUCCCUCGUCAGUACGACAGUAAACUACUCCAUUUCACUUGGACUGGGUUUUGCAGCUACGGUGGAGUCGAAUGUUAAUGAUCAUGGAAAGGACACACUUAGGGGCUAUCGAGGGACAUUGUACAUGGGUACAGGCCUUGCUGGACUUGGCUGGAUAAUUUCCUCGUGUUUCUAUAGAGGUCAUCCCAGAAGAAGAGCGUUCAGUGCUAAUAAGAAUUACGACUCGGACAUUGGGGGACUGGGAUUCUGUUGCGUUAAACUCAAUAAAGACUGGAAGAGCGCGUUAAAUAAAUAUCUCUUGCUCGCUACUCAAGCUCCAGUAUCUAUCUCAAGAACUUGA